This is a messenger RNA of Striga asiatica, 615 nucleotides long. The record is from the annotation of a GenBank genome assembly. NCBI's taxonomy places the organism in Eukaryota, Viridiplantae, Streptophyta, Magnoliopsida, Lamiales, Orobanchaceae.
AUGGUUGCGCAUAGAGAUGGUGAUCAUGGAACAUACCUUGAAAGCCGUGAUCUUAAAUACAGUUCCAAGUCGAUGGAUCCGCAGAAAAAGGGGUUUGCUCUUAGACGGGGAACUCCCGGUCUUGGGUCUGCCGCUGCCGAAAACUCGAACUCCUCGACCGUCGGUGGCUCGCGUCUGGUCAUGGACGCCGGAUCUCGGUCGAGGAUGGCCUCGCCAAAUUGCCGGAAUCUGCUGCCCGAUCUCGGCUUUGCGUCGCAACUGUCGGCCGCGAAUAAGGCUCUUCUGGGUGUGCUCAAAAACCAGCUCCAACUGUGGUCAAAAGGGCUGCUCGACCAGCCGACAACUAGUGGUUCUCUAGUCACUCAGUUUAAGGGCAGGGAUCGAGUCGCGAUUAGAGGGCCUACUCUCACUUUCGAGGCCCGGUCUGUUGCUCUCGUCGGGAAAUCUGGUGGCUCGCGUUUUGAUAAUAAACGGCCUCGUGGUUGUUUCUCUGUUAAGUCGCCCGUCAGCCUCACAAGAAAUCGCCUCGUCGUGAAUGGCUCAGUCCUCAGAAGUUGGUUCCCGCAGCGGCGGCCUUCCCUCUAUCACGUGUUCAUCUCGCCGUCGGGUGUCUAG